Castor canadensis (American beaver) is the source of this 3137-nucleotide messenger RNA. NCBI's taxonomy places the organism in Eukaryota, Metazoa, Chordata, Mammalia, Rodentia, Castoridae. The record is from RefSeq and is a predicted model, not a curated record.
CAGACCCUUGUCAAGUAUGUGCAAAGCAGGGCAGAGUCAGGGAGUGGGCCUGGUGGGCAGAGUCAGGAGAGACCCCAAGGGCCCUCUCUCAUUGUCCCUGCACUGAGCAUCCCAUGUGCAUUGUCCCCAGGGCCCUGCACACCCUCCUUGGACUGUUUCGGGGAGCAGCGUGUGUCCUCCUCCUGUUGUAGGCUUGUGACAGAACACUUGUGGCCUCAGUAGCUCCUUAGGUCCCUGGCCCUGCAACCCUCUGCUCCUGGCGGCAGUCAUCUUUCCUCAGAAGUGGUGUCUACCAAACUCACAGAAAUGCAAAAGGACAUGGAACUAACCACUGAGACAAGCCUGGCUUCAGAUGACGACGCCUUAGCUUUGAGGCAGAAGCUCGCAUCACUGCAAGUCAGAGACAAAGGUGACGUGGUUCUGGAGAGAAGACCCGAGGUGCAGCAGUGGAAAAGCCGGCACCUGCAACGCAUGGCCGAGGAGCUGAAGGCAGAGUGGCAGGAGGCCCAGCUACAGCAAAUCAAAGACCUGGAGCGGCUGUAUUUAGCCCGUCUGUUGGGUGGGAUUGCAAGGCAGGCAAUAGGACACGAACAUGACUUGGAGGGGCCCAUCCAUCAGCGAGCAAGAUCCCCGAGAGGCAGGGAGAAGCACAAAACUGCCUUUAGAGAGGGGAGGUGUCACAGGGAAGAGCCAUACAGACAACAAGCCUGGCACCACAAAUCGGGGAAGAAGACAGUGUGUCCAGAGAGGCGGGGGACUUCCAGACCCCGGGGGCUGAGUCCCCCUGAGAAAAACAAAGGAAAGCGAGCACCUUCUAGCAAGACCAGUAGCAGCCGCCGGUCCGUGAGCUCUCGGCUGAGCCGAGCCAUGGACCUAGCAAAGCUGAGUCCGCUCUUGGCCCCUGUGGAGGAAAUUGAGGGCCUGGAGGAAGAGGAAAUGGAACCGGCCCGGGAUGGGAGAAGGCAGGUGGGGAGGGGGACCCCUCACUUUAUGCAAGACCUGAAAUACAACUGGCGGGAUCAUAGUCCAGAGGGGAAACUGAAUGACCUAGAAGAGUUGUGGCCAGUCAGCAAUCCCGACAGAAGGAGCCCUACGCCCCCAGGGUCUCUGUUCAAGUGCGGUGAGAAGAACAAAUGGCAGAAAGAUCUGGAGUUUGCUUUUGAGGAGUUGUUUAAUACAAACAGGAAGCUGAAGAGGCACCUGAAUUUGCACCUUGAGCAGAGGCCCAGGGCAGAUCAGAACACGGAUGAAGAGCAGGGCUUCUCAGAGACCCAGGGACAGAGUAGUGACAUUUCGAGAUUGGAGUUGCCCAGGGUGAUGGAAGCAGUGCCUACUGGGGAGUCUGAGAGCGCAGCAGAGGCUGAGGCUGCAGAGAUGUCAUCCAAAACCAGUCUGGAAAGCCUGCUGAUCAAAACUGAAAAUCUCAAAUGUCAUCAGAUGGCUAAACCCAUGUUAAAAAAUGAAAGUCAGAUACUCUCUGAGGCAGGGAUAUCUACUGAUGAAGAGGACUUGCUCUUGCAAGUCCCCAAGUCAGCACAUGAGCCAUCCAGACUGGCCACACUGAUGGAGGAGCCCAGACUGACCACGCUGAUGGAGGAGCCCAGACUGACCAAGCUGAUGGAGGAGCCCAGACUGGCCACGCUGAUGGAGGAGCCCAGACUGGCCAAGCUGAUGGAGGAGCCCAGACUGACCAAGCUGAUGGAGGAGCCCAGACUGGCCACGCUGAUGGAGGAGCCCAGACUGGCCAAGCUGAUGGAGGAGCCCAGACUGGCCACACUCCUGGAGGAGCCCUCUCAGCCUUAUGCACAGAAGCACGAGGAAAGAACAGGAUGGAUGGCUUUGAGGCAGAAGCAGAAAGCAGAGAUGGAGCAGAGAAGGCAGAAGACCCUGUCAGGGCAGAUGGAACACCCAGACAUGAGUUUAGAAAUCCACUACAAGGCUGAGCUGGAGGAAGAGCGACGGGAACGCAGAAGAACUCGCUUGGCCAUUCUGAAAGCUUAUCCCAACGGACUCCAUACCAGGGGAGGAGGAUCUGACUACAGAAUCACUUCCUUCUCAGGCAGCAGCCUUCUCAACGAGGAAAGACACAAGCAGAUGAUCCAUGAUCUUCAACAGCAGAUUUCAGAGCAAAACAAGUUGCACAAGCAGUUUCUGGAAAAAGCCAGGAAACGCUUGGAAGACUUUCAGAAAACAUGUUAAAGGCAAGUCCCACCCAUGAUAAAUACAUCACUAGUGUCCAUUUGCCUGCCCUGUACCUGCGUGUCUAAGGUCUGUCUGUGCCUCAUCCCCCUCUGGCUUCCCUAAAAUCACAUUACACCACCCUCCAGGCAAAGCUCCUUCCCACAAAAAUAGAGCCUGUUGUGGGGUCCAGGGAGCCAGUCCAGCCCACGUACCGCAGGCGAGUCUCCCACAGGGGCGUCUGUUUUUGUGUGCUGCAGACAUAUGGAAACUCCAGGUAAAAUCAUCUUUUCAGAUGUUUGAGCCCAAUAAACACUGGACUUUUAAGGGCAUCCCGGGUCAGGCAGGCACAGUUUCAAAAGAUACUUCAUCUGUUGCUUAGCCACUGGCUGAGACAUUGACAGAGGGACUGACUGCACUAAAGCCUCUCUUGGCCCCUUUAAAACAAUCAGGCCAAUGUUGUUCUAUAGCACAACUUUUCACCAUUCUUAGGUCCUGGGGGCUGGGGGGAGGCAACCCCAGCUUUGCUGGGUGACUCCCCCUGGGGCUGGCAGUGUGGGAGAACCUGGUGUUUGGUCAGUUUCCUAACUCCUUAACUUCACUUCAGAAUCAGUAGCUGUAGCAGCCACCCUGGGUAGGUUUUUUUCUCUGCCAUUUUGCAGGCUUAGGGACUAUGACAAGGGUCAACAGAGUUUUUCCCCAAAGAGCCAGAUAGUAAAUGCUUUAGCUUUGCCAGUCAGCCUCUGGACACUGCUCAGCUCUGCUACUGGGACUCAAAAGCAGCCACAGAGGAUGCAGACAUGAGAGGGUGUGGCCAAGUUUACUAGGACUUGAUUGACAGAAAUAGAUGGUGGCUGAAUGUGACCCUUGGGCCACAGUUUGCUGGUCCCUGGACUGGGAGAAUUCUGAGCCUCCUCCCUUCUUCCUCCACUUCCUCUCUCCUUCCCUUCCCAAUUCCU